GUCUUUUUUGUGCCCGAUUUUCCGAGCUCUGUAAACAAGCCCAAGAACAAGAAAAACCCAUGCCACAUCGGUCUGCAGCAGUAUUGCCAAAGAGUCACUAUUUUUAGAGGAGGAAUGUACACAGGCCUCGUGGAAAGAGACCAUAACAACAAACACCAUGCAACACGCUCCCUACAAAGAGAGGCACAUACAGACACACAGCAUCAACCCAAGAAGAAAGAAGAAGAAAGUGCCGGAUAAUGUCAAGCCAUCAUAUUUUCUGCUGAGAACUUGCUUUGAAGAUCCCCAGAAAACAUACCCGAGCCAGAAAAGGAGAAAGUAACAGCUUCAUCUCUCAUCGCCAUGGAUCCACCAGUUGACAUCCGCUGCUACAAAGACAAAGAGCAGUCCUCCAGCUUGCUCCUGCAGCUCAACAGACUGAGACAAGAGAACAUUCUGACGGAUGUAUUGCUAUGUUCAGGUAGCACACAAAUUCCCUGUCACCGCAACGUCCUCGUCUCCAGCAGCCCCUACUUCAGAGCUAUGUUCUGCAACAAUUUCAUGGAGAGACAACAGACCAAGAUUGACUUGAAGGGGAUAACGUCAACCAUUCUGAGCAGCAUCAUUGACUAUGUUUACACUGGACUAAUUAGUAUCAGCAUGGAUACUGUUCUCCCUCUGAUGCAGGCGGUGUCCAUGUUGCAAUAUGGCCGUCUCUUUGAGGCCUGCUCAAGCUUCCUUCAGGAGCAGCUGAGCCCAGAUAACUGCUUGAGUAUGAUAAGACUCUCUGACAUCAUGAAUUGUAGCAGUUUAAGAGAGAAAGCAAAAGAGAUGGCCAUGGAGAGUUUCUCUGAUGUGUCCAUGUCUGAGGACCUGUGUGACCUCUCCUUGCCAGAGCUGAUGGGAUUCUUGGAUGAUGACACUCUUUGUGCAGAGGAAGAGCAGGUCUUUGAGACACUUAUCGCUUGGAUCCAUCAUGAUCCUUUAUCCAGGCGUGGGGCUGUCAGUGACCUUUUCAAAAAAGUUCGUCUUCGGUAUAUCCACCCCACUUACCUCUUCCAGUUCAUUUCGAAUGACCCACUGAUCCAGUCAUCAACCCUAUGCAUUGAGCUCAUUGAAUCUGUGAGACGGCUCAUGUUUUCUGUAAGCAUGAAAUGCAUUGAAGACUCUGGGGUAGGCUUUAAACCUCUCUGGGAUGCACCACGGCGUUGCACUUACCAUGAUAUGUUGGUUGUGGUAGGAGGAAGGAAGAACAAUGAACAAACCUCGAGGGAGACCUUAGUUUUUGAUGAGAAGAAUCAGAAGUGGCAGCGGCUGGCCAAGCUGCCUGUCCGUCUUUAUAAAGCAUCCUAUGUCACCCUUCACAGCGUCCUGUAUGUUAUUGGAGGCCUGAUAACAAGCUCAAAGCACAGCCAAGUCAGCACGACUGUCUACACUCUCUCCCUCAAGACCAACCAAUGGAGGACAGCAGAGCCUACAAUGGAGCCACACUUUGCCCAUCAGAGUGUUUCCUACCUGCACUACAUCUUUGUCCUGGGUGGCCUUGGACCAGACAGACGACUAACAGACAGUGUGGAAAGGUACAAUUGUAUGUUCAACCAGUGGGAGUCAAUGGCCCCCAUGCCUGAAGCUGUGCUACACCCUGCAGUUGCUGCAACAAAUCAGAGGAUCUAUAUGAUUGGAGGAGAGGAUGUCAUGCAGAACCCUGUCAGACUGAUACAAGUGUAUCACAUCAGCAGGAACAUGUGGUCAAAGAUGGAAAACAGAACAGUAAAGAACGUGUCUGCUCCCGCUGUUGUAAUGGAUGAAAACAUCUACAUCAUUGGAGGAUACACCAGGAGAAUGAUUGCAUAUGACACCAAAGCCAACAGGUUCAACAAGUGUGCCAACCUAAAGGAGAGGAUGAUGCAUCACUCUGCCACCGUUCUCAACAACAAACUCUAUGUCACAGGUGGACGUUACAUCACUGGUCAUGAUGCAAUUGAGGACUUGGACACAUUUGAGUGUUAUGACCCAAAAACAGAUAGUUGGACUUCUAAAGGGAACUUGCCAUAUAGAUUAUUUGACCAUGGCUUCCUGACAUUGACAUGUGUCUCCGAAACCUGGGCAAAAUCAUAACAGAGGAAGAGAGGAAAAUUGAUAACAAUAUGUUGUUGUUUCUGUUUUUUUUUUUUUUUUUUUGUGCAUUAAACACAUAAAUCAUAUUUUAAUGACAUUCAUUUGAAGCAUACUACUGGACACGUAAAAUCAAAAUACCUCAAGGAAUUCAAACAUUCUCAUGAGAAGAAUUUUUAUGUAAAAAUAUGCAUUGCUUUUUCCACGCUUUUUGUGUCUAUGUUUCUAUUCAACACCUAAACUAAUAAAAGAAAGCCAGUCUGCUGCAAAGCCAGUUCUUAACCUGUCUGACUUCACAAAGGGCUAUAUGCUAUUUUCAGCCUGCUCUGAAUCACAAGAUUUCACUUGUCAUGUUAAAAUCCCGGGGGGAUGUUUGGUUCAAGUCAAAGCUAUGCUUAGCUCUCAGGUCUGAGGCCACAGUUGUGUCUGACAAGCACGGCCUGCUGGUCCAAGCAAAAAUAAUAAUGAAACGAUUGUGGUAAAAAUGUUUACAAAUCUUGAAUGCUAAAAAUGAAAGCAGAAGAAGUUUAAAAAAUCUGACAUCAGAAGAAUUUGUGAUAGUGUCGGUUUUGACUCUUUACCCUCAUAUGAUAUAAUUCACUGCCUAUAAUUUUACAUCAUAUAAUGUGUAAAUCUAUUGAAUGAUGACAUAAUACCUGACUUUGCUAUUUAAAAGGAUGAAGCUUUAUC
Molecule: messenger RNA, 2784 nt
Organism: Melanotaenia boesemani (Boeseman's rainbowfish)
Lineage: Eukaryota; Metazoa; Chordata; Actinopteri; Atheriniformes; Melanotaeniidae
Product: kelch-like protein 38
Exons: 6
Coding region: 343-2097 (584 amino acids)
Molecular function (GO): protein binding
Source: RefSeq, a predicted model, not a curated record